AUCGCAGCGCCCCCGAUUACCAUUCUCCUUAUAGGGAGCCGCAGCACUCAACUAUUCUCAUAGCAUCGUCGGAGAUGAGACGAACGACGUUACUCCGAGGAGCGGCAACAUCGCUAUGGUGACCGCUGUAGAUGAAGUCCAACCAUUAAAACCAACUAAUGGAACGGACACGCGCGAAGUCGGCGAUGGAUCGCCGAGAGAAAGAGGAGAAAGGAAUCAUCCUACUAAGAAAUAUCGCUCGAAAUCAGUUAUAUCUACCGAUCCACAGAGCCCUUAUUAUACAAGUAUGGGCCCGGGUAAACCGAUGGAUGUUGAGGAACGUUUAUGUAAAUCGCCCAGUGUGCCAUGCCUUCUCGGAUACGAUCAGUGUUCAAUGGGACAAAGAUCAUUGCAGGACUACAGAAAACAAGAUUCUAGAGAAUCUCAGAAGAAUAAUAAUGGUGAUAAUAAACAGAAAGCUAACGGGGAAUUACCUGGUGUACAUUUGUCACCCGAUGAUCCCAAAGUUGCUACAAUUAGGCAGCACUACUAUCCAGAAGGUGGUUGGGGAUGGGUUAUAUGUACCUGUGCCAUUUUAAUUCAUUGUUUAACUACCGGUCUACACUUCACUUACGGUUUUCUCAUCCUAGAAGCGCGUCGAAAAUUUGGUAAUGAAAUUGGAAUCGUCGAAGCAGUAUCGUUAGGAGCAAUGUCAACUUCAGUAACAUUAUUCCUUUCACCUGUGAUUAUUGCCGUUUGUCGAAGGAAAAGUACUAGAUUACUGGCAGUUUUAGGAGGUUUAGUAACGACACUUGGGUAUCUUUUCACCUCCUUUGCUUCACAGUUUCAUCAACUUUACUUCAGUUAUGGUAUCGUAGUAGGAUGUGGAGUCAGUAUGGUAAGAGAUACUUCCACAAUUAUGGUUGGACAAUAUUUCAAAAGGAAAAGAGAACUUGUAGAAAUUAUUGUCUUCGCUGGAAUGGGUAUCGGAAUGGCUCUGAUGCCUAUAUUUGUUACUAGAACUAUCAAUUCUAUAGGAUGGAGACUAGGACUUCAAGCUGUGACGGGCCUAGUAUUCGUCACAUUCAUACUUGGAAUCUUUUAUCGACCAGCAUCACUGUAUCAUCCUCAAAGAAGAGCGAUCCUUCACUUAAAAGGAUUACAAAAACGCUCUAAGGCAAAAGAUAAAAGUUCAAAUAAAGAAAGACCACCAUUCUUUGAUUUUGGAGUGCUCAAGUCCAGAACUAUUCAAAUUUUGAUGUGUGGAACUUGUUUCGCUGCCUUUGGUAUUAAUGUACCUAUAUUCCUGUUAAUCUAUCAAGGAGAAAGAGAAGGCAUCGAUAAUCAAUCUCUUCUCGUUCUUCAAGCGUUUAUUGGACUCGCUGUUAUACUGGGAAGUGCCUCUUUUGGGUUCGUUGUUGUUAAAAACAGUGUACAAUGUAUGAUAGCUAGACAAUAUUUAUGCCAAGCUGCUUCUUUUAUGGUUGGAGUCUCGUUAUUGGCAUUCACGGCAUUGGAAGAAUAUAACGGUUAUGUUUUAUUUGUAUGGAUAUAUGGGCUCUUCUAUGGAGGAUAUCAUUACUCGCUAAAGAUGUUCACUUUCGAAAAAGUUCGAGCUAGAAAUUUUGCAAGAGCAUGGGGAUUCGUGCAAUGGUGUCAAGCAUUGCCCAAUGUAAUUGGUAUUCCUUUGACAGGAUACUUGAAUGAAAAAUAUGGCUACAAAACUGGUUAUUAUUUAUCAUCUGCUCUGACACUUUUAGGUAGCAUCACUUUGUUUCUUAUCGACGUACAUAAAUGGAAAGUUCAACAGAGAAAAAUGAGUAUCUUUACAGAUAAUGAUAGAAGAUGCUCAGAUUCAUGUUAUAGCCAUCCUCAAAGUCGAAGAUCAUCGUAUCAAGAUUCAAUGAAUGGAAGCAAUGCCCAAUUAAAACGAUUUAAUCAAAGAAGUUUUACUUUCAGUAAUUAUGGCGACAUCAAAAAACCAGAACUGACAUGUAUAUCUGAAGAAGUAGUAAUGGAUAACAUCCUGGAUGAACUCGAUUGCAUUACUUCAUGCAAUAAGGAAGAGAAAUUUUUAAUGUUGAGUGAAUAUGAAAAUAAUUUGAAUAAGACUCAAGAAGCCCUCGAAAGACGUACAAAACCCAUGAAAAAAGUCAGUGUAAUAACUCCAUUCGAGCAAUGCCCAAACUGCCAACGUCAAAUUGCCAAUCAAGAAGAAUGCAAAGAUACAGUUUUGGUAAGUUCAGUAAGAAGAGGUCCAAGAGCAGUUUGCAGCGUAGAUGUUAUUGAGGAAGUCACUACUUCACUUUAGCCAUGUUAUAAGUAUCUCUUCAAAAGAUGAAAAUUCUUUAUUUUUUUCAAUUCACCAUCUAAAAAAACAAAAAGAAAAAUGCCAUCUAAAGAAAAUAUUACGUCUUCCACGACGUUUUUGAUUUAAUAAUCAAAAGUCUUCCUUAGUUUUGAAGACUUCAAAUCUAGUCCAAGAACUUAUAUAUGUGUGUAUAUAUAUAUAAGACUUUUGUUACUGUAUAGAUUUAUUAGGUAUUUACAUUUUUAGUCUAUGGAUUCUGUUAUUAUUGUGCAUACGUUACGUAUAAAUAUGCUUAACUUUGUAGAAAAAUUCCAGCCACGAGUUGGUUCAGACUGUGAUGUCUUAUUCAAUGGACUCGAAGAAUGUAAAAUAGUCCAUAUGAUUCAUGUUCUAUGUAUUUUACUGUAGAAAAUUGCUGCAGCCAUAUAGGGCAAUACAUUUCAGGGUAAUGUAUUUUUUAGUGUAAGAAAGCCAAAGAUGUAGAAGAUUGGAUUCGAAUCAUCUUGUAUAAGUCUACACUUUGUAUAGUUCGUUAUAAAACACUAAAAAAAACAAGAAAAAAAUCAUUGUUUAAUUUAUUGUUAAAAUGUUUCUCAGAGCUUUUAUAGGCCUGAUGUUGAUUAUAUAAGCUGAAUUAUAUAUAUAUAUAUAUAUAUAUAAACUGUUUUUCUGUCAUUUGUUGAUUGAAAGAAACGUAGGAGUACUAAAAGUAAUGUUGGAAAGUUGAAAAAAAAAAUUGAUUUUUUUAAAAAAAAGCCGAAUUAAUUAUUUUAAAAUCAGUUAUAAUUUUAAAAUUUUAAGGGUUUAAACUCCCUAAUUGUUAAAUCAGUUAGAAAGUUAUGGAAAAAAUUUGAAAGUGGCAAAAUAUAUUGAUGAAUUGUUGAUGAAUUGUUAUUGAUGAAUUGUUGAUGUUUAACUAAUACGAGAGAAAAUCAAAAAAAUUAAGCAAUUUUUUUAGAAAAAAAAACAGAAGUUAUAAACUGUUAAAAUAUUUAAAUAAAAAUUCUACGAUAUUGUUAGGAUUUUAGUAUAAAUAAAUGUAGAAUUUAAAUCAAAAUGCUGUUUGUUAUCUUGUUAUUUAUCUGAUAUUUUGUCACUUUCUAAAUAUUUAAGAAAAUAUAUUUCUAUCUUUGCUACAUGCGAAAUUUUUACUAGAGUAUAUUAUAUACAUAUAUAUAUGUUAAAAAAAUAUAUAUAUAUAUAUGAGCCUUUUAGUUCUCCAUUUCACCGACAGGUGGCGUUAGCAGGCAACGAAUGGCCGUCCAUUGAGUCAAAGCUAAGUGAUUUGUACAAGUAUUGUUCACUAUUUUCUUUGAUGUAGAAUAACAUUUCUGAA
Centruroides sculpturatus (bark scorpion) is the source of this 3626-nucleotide messenger RNA. RefSeq names its product monocarboxylate transporter 10-like. The record is from RefSeq and is a predicted model, not a curated record. Gene Ontology annotation, molecular function: monocarboxylic acid transmembrane transporter activity. The coding region runs from base 116 to 2290 and encodes 724 amino acids. Lineage: Eukaryota; Metazoa; Arthropoda; Arachnida; Scorpiones; Buthidae. The transcript has 5 exons. Gene Ontology annotation, biological process: transmembrane transport.